Messenger RNA from Geodia barretti, 1808 nucleotides. NCBI's taxonomy places the organism in Eukaryota, Metazoa, Porifera, Demospongiae, Tetractinellida, Geodiidae. The record is from the annotation of a GenBank genome assembly.
UGUCGAUGUCCAGUCGGGUUUAUGGUUUCAGCAGGGAAUGUGUAGCCCAGUACGGACGACAAUUGAGUGAGAACAUGGCAGGUAACAACGGGAGCAGCGGCGGUGGACCCGGCACCGGGCCCGCUACACUCGGCCGUCGCUCCUCGUCUUCCGCGAUUAUCCUCCGCGAGCUGGGCAAGUUCUUUCUGGCGGGGGUCAAGUGGACGGGACGCCCGUCCCUCGGCAUAGGAGCCUACGGCAGCGUGGAGCCGCUAGAACACCACGGUAUGAUGUGCGCGGGAAAGAAAAUCCACGACGUUCUGAUAAACGUCGAGAACGAGGGAGCCGACGACAUGGCCCACCGGUUCGUGGACGAGUGCAAGCUGAUGAGCGAGCUCCGCCAUCCCAACGUCGUCCAGUUCCUGGGUCUCUGCCUUUCUCCCUCUUCCUCUCUACCCAUACUAGUCAUGGAGCACCUCUACUGCAGUCUCGACGACUUGCUAGAAACGACACCAGACAUACCUCUCUACAUGAAGCGCUCCAUUCUCCGCGACGUUGCGCUGGGCCUGGCCCACUUACACGGACGCCACCCGGCCAUCAUACACCGGGACCUCACCGCCCGAAACGUCCUCCUGAACAAUAACAUGCGUGCCAAGCUGGCCGACUUUGGCGUGGCAAGAAUACUGAAUCUCCCGGCUGGAAAGCUCGAAGCUACCCUUUCUCGAGUUCCGGGGACAUCAACGUACAUGCCUCCCGAAGUUUUCAGCCGUGAGGCUAGGUACAACACAUCCGUUGACAUAUUUUCGUUCGGACACCUUCUCCUAUUCACAAUCACCCAGAAGCAACCGGGCGUGGAGGCUGCGACAUUUGUCGACAGUUCGGGAAGAAUCGUGGCCAGGUCAGAGCUGGAGAGACGAGAAGACAGCAUGUCCACGCUCUACGGCGUACUGGGAAGGGAGCACCCCUUUGUGGCCAUUGUCACCGAGUGUUUGCAGACCAACGCUGCGCUGCGACCGUCAAUAUUUCAGGUCCUGACCAAUCUGGAGGAGAUGCGGUCUAGUGUGAGAGAUCCAUAUUCGAGACAAACCCGGCUCACCCUGACUCAGAUGAUCCGAAAACUGGCCGCAGAGAACAAGCAAAUCAGGGCUGAGCUAAAAAGAGCACAGGACGAUCUACUGAAUGCUAAACGGAGGAUCGUUCACAUGACGGAUAAACUGCACAGAUAUUCCCAGCAGGUAUAUAGUACGAAACAAGAUUCAUUGCUUGAGCCAAACAGUGGAGCCCCCACUUUCACUUCAGUCAGUUGUGUAUGAUUCACAGGACCCGACACACGCGUAUCACACACAAAACUAAACACUUCUUCCAAGAAAUAAGAGCUAUCAUACAAGGUGGGACUCGAACCUACGACACUCUGUUCUCUAGGCCGAGUGCUCUGCCACUGAGCUACGAACGAACAUGCCAGGGCAACUCAGCAGGCUGGGCUCAACGACGAACAAUAUAGUCUGUAGUUGAUAAGGAGGCAAGCAUUUGGACAGAUUCUGCUACGUUUAGUUUCAGUUCCGAGGAGAUUAUAUAUGGGCAUAAUGUAAGUGGUGCUUUCCGUGGAAUGCUGAACACGUUCGUUGGUUUCAAGCAAAUACCUUUUCGGAUGAUGGUUUUUAGGUAUUUUCACGUUGGGUGGGGUCUAUACACAUGCCACCUACAUACAUACAUACAUACAUACAUAGUACUGACAGCAUCGGAGUUUGGCUCCGUGGGCUGUAGUGUAGUCAGUCUAGUGUGUCUGUAUACAGUAUCAUGUUCAGACCCCCGCUAUUGCCGAGUAUCAU